Prorocentrum cordatum is the source of this 3536-nucleotide messenger RNA. NCBI's taxonomy places the organism in Eukaryota, Dinophyceae, Prorocentrales, Prorocentraceae. The record is from the annotation of a GenBank genome assembly.
AUGUCUGGCGCAGGUGCAGGCGCCGCGGUCGCCAAGGAGAAGAAGUGGGCCAAGUUCAAGCCUGGCAGGCUCGGCCAAGAGGAGACCACCCCUCUGGAUGACAAGUGCCAGGAAUGCGAUACGCUGCACAACGCAGCAUGGACGCACUUGACCUGGGAGGAGCUGUGUGACCAGAAUGCGCACGACUCAGCGAUGGCAUCAGAAGUGGCCAACUCUCGGGCCGUCAUGAACAAACAGAAGGCCGCCCCGUCCGCGAAGAUCGAGCUGUCCUCCGAGACGGGUGCCUCCGCAACUUUGACCCGCCAGUACAUCGUUGCCAACGAGUCUGAGAUCAGGCAGGCCGCGAACUCGCAGGGCGUGCAGCGCCGCACGAUCCCGAAGCAGGCUCUGGACGGCAUCCCGAAGAUAGAGGUCCCAUCCGAGGAGGACCCUUCGCGUGAUGAGACCUUGUACUGCUUCGAGAACCCUGACGCGCCGUUCAGAGUUUUAGGCGUCAGCGUGCACUUCGGCACCAAGAGGGAGGCCACCAAGCUGGACAAGAGCAACUUCCUCAGGGACGGCCAGGACGCGCAGUACACGAGAUUCUUCCACAAGAAGGACUUCAAGGAGAGGGGCAUCGAGAACCUUCUGAAGAAGGACAAGAGCAUGCACCUCAAGACCAUGUCGCACUUCAUCCGCGCGAGGCUCGGUGGUGCCAGGGACGGCGAGGAUGGCAAGGACGGCGGCGAGAAACCCAACGCUUGUCCAGAUCAUGAUGGGAUUGAUGGUGAAGAGCUGACGGACGAUGGCACAUCUCAGCAUCCCAUGCUGAAUAGGCUGAAGAGCUCCGAUUGCCUGGGUCGCCUACCUCGUGCCAGCAGGGGUUCCAGCAGCGCUGACUUUUUGCCCGACGCGCCCUCGCGCGCCGACGGUGCGGACAGCCAGAGCGUCGGGAGCGACUCGGGUGACGACAAGAAGAGCAAGGCCAGCACCGUGGCGACGGCCGUGACCCGCAUGACCAAGAGGAUGGCCGCGGGAGCGUCAGCCUCUCCGCAGCAAGGCGGCCUCGAGAAGUGGAAAGCGAAGAUCUCGCUGACCGCAGUCAUGGACGGGAUGCAGGAUGGCAGAUCCAUUGCAGGUGCGAAGAAGGCCUUGUCAAGACUCAAGCAGGGAGAUGACGCCGCCAACAACUUGGACGCUCAGCUCCUCUCCAACUUCCUCAAGCAGGUCGCCGCCUCCGAGAACUUGCAAGCGGCCAACAUCCCAGGCAUCCUGGAGGAGGAACUGGCCGCCAACCUCGCCAUCAUCGAGAAGGACAAGGCGGAAAUCCCCGCGUCUGUCAAGCACGCGCUCCUGACCCGUCGGAUCCAGAAGCUCUUGGGCCAGCGCUCUUACAACGAGCUCAUCGACGUGUGCAGCCCAUGGAACAUCAGCGAUGGAGCUGCGGUGUUCAACCCUCUGGCGCCCACGAUGUCGAGUGCUGGCGAUAAGCUCAUCGACAGGAUCAAGAUCUUCAACAACGUCAUCUUCGAGCGCACCAUCCUCCCUCUUUUGGGCGAGGGCCAGCCCAAGGCAGACGUCAUCGGUCGGCUGGUCUCAUUGUGCAUCGAGCAUUUCGAGAAGGUUGAUACGCUCGAGAUGGGGAACGAUGAGGUGGCAGCGUUGACCGACUGGAUGACUUGCUGGGGCUGCAUCGAGGCGCUGUUGUCUACCGGCCUGUGCCAGCACCGCAAGAUCGGCAGCACCUCGAGUUCGGUGGUCACGUUGGUUGCGUCCUCGCUGUCAGCGCAGACGUUCUGGGAUGCGAGGCUCCAGGCGUUCGUUUCGCACCAGCCGAAGGCGAGUGAGCUCGCGCAGAUGUACACGGAUACCGCGGGCAGGAUCAAGGCCUUGACUGAUGAUGCUGCGACGGUAGUGCCUGAGCUGCUGGAGCUCACGGAGAGGGUAAUCACGAUGAAGGGUGCCCUCCGCCCUGGUGUGACUGAUGCUAUGCAGGCCAUGCUGAAGACGAGCUACCAGGCCGUCUGGAAGAAGAUCAACAGCGGCGGCGUUGCAGAUGCCACCAUCGGCGGGGUGUUGCAAGCGUGGCAGAAGGGCGUCACGGAGUUGCAGAUAUUGUACCCGAUGGACCCUGAGGUUCACGCCAUGCACCAGGAGAGCGGCCAGAAGUUGCAGGCGAUGCAGGCCGAGAGCAAGGCCACUGACAUUCUCGACAAGAUGUCUUCGUUGUUCCCCGCGCUCGGGAAGGAUGUGGGCGCGCAGGACUGGCUCGACAAAAUCAACGUGGAUGAAGCCCGCCAGGUUUGCGCCGCCCUGGGCGAGUCCAGCUCGAACGUUGCGCACUCGCCCGUCAUCGGCAAGCUGAGGCUGGCUGUCCGUGACCUGUUUUCGUGCAUCGCGCCCAUUCUCGUGACGCUGAUUGCCGACGACAUCAACCUUCGCUACGAGGACCGCGUGACGUUGGCGGACGAGCUGGCGCAGCUCUGCGGGGAUCCGUGGUACACAUCGCGGGCGGAGUUGUUGAACAAGCUUCUGGCGCUCUGCCGCCAGUACUACGAGAUGACCAAGGAGACCUCGAAUGCCGACGCGAUCUCCCAGACGGAGGGCGCACUGGGGGCGACCGUGGAGCUCGACAGGAGCCUCAAACAGGUGACGGGCAUCAGCUCGAAGAUCGAGGUUGAGGACUUGCCGACGGAGGUGUCGCACAUCACAGGGGUAGCAGAGAACUUGAAGAAUAAGCUGUACGAGAAGUUCCUGGGCGACAGCUUGGGGCGCCUGAUCUCGAAGACGACGGAGCUGCGCGACCUGGUCUCCGUGGAGAAUGGCGGCGUGAACUGGCUCGACGCGUUCACGGGCACCAGCUUCCAGGACGUCAUCGAGCACGCCAGGACCACGCUCAUGACGAUCGACCCGAGGGCGGUGGUCAAGCAGUUGGCGGGCAUCAAGGAGGCCAAGCAGAAGUACACGUACUGCGCGACGCUCGCUGGCGUUGCACCCAACGGCGACGCGGUGGCAGCAGCGGCUUCGCAACAGGAGGCCGCAGAGAAGGUUCGGUUCCAGGCGGUGCUCAUGCACCACUUCAGCACGAUCGCAGGCGCAGCGGAGCUGCGGCUCCAGAUCCAGGCAGAGAUCAAGGCCGAGAAGGCCGUGGCGACUAACUACAACGCGUUGCUCCCGAGGGAGCCGCCGCGACCGCUCGUGACGAAGAAGGGCUGUUGCAUGCCCCGUGUGCGCCGCCGGCCGGCGGCCGCCGGGGGCGCCUGAGGCGCAUCGACGAUCUGAGGCUUCAUGCCACAAUUGAGGACUCGGGCGUGCUAGCGCUCUGCCAUUCAGACACCUGUAAUUCGGCUUGCGAGGGGUCACGCGCUCCGUCACGUGGAGGCUCCUUCGCAGCAAGAAUUAAGUUUUUGCCAAGGUGACUUGGCGUUCAGCGGCGCAGCAAAGACUACAAGUCCUAGGAAAAACACCAGCAGAUACGGAAGCGGGUUCCGACGUAAUGCGGCGCAUGUCAAGCAUGACUCAGGAACCAGGAGGCGCGGAGUUGUGGGUAACAUGAA